GAACAGCAACGCACGUCUUCCCUCUGUUUCUCUCUCAUCUAACAUCUAACGCCCCUUCCGCUUCCGCUUCAAUACGGGCCCCCCUUGGUUAAACCUCCCAUUUCUGUUUCCUAUCAUUUCUAGGGUUUCACUCUAAACACUAUUUUCUCUCGUCGUCUCCAUUUUCUUUUCUAGGGUUAGGGUUUAAGCAUUUUCCCCCAUUUCUCCCUCCAUCUCUCCUCUCGCUUCAAAUCCAUAUCCCAUGGCGACAACUCCAGCAACCGCACCCCCUACAACUGCCACGGCGGCCAAGAGAAAGCCGGUGUUUGUAAAGGUUGACCAGCUAAAACCUGGUACUACAGGCCAUACAUUGACUGUCAAGGUUGUCAGCUGCAAAACAGUUCUAAACAAAGGAAGAUCGGCUCCUUCAGCUUCUCUUAACCCUCGCCCUACUCGCAUCGCUGAGUGUGUUGUCGGUGAUGAGACCGGCGUUAUCAUCUUUACGGCCCGCAAUGAACAAAUCGACCUCAUGGCGGCUGAUGCUACAGUGAUUCUGCGCAAUGCAAAGAUCGACAUGUUCAAAGGUUCAAUGAGGCUUGCUGUCGACAAGUGGGGUCGUGUUGAAGUCACUGAACCUGCAAGCUUUCAGGUUAAGGAGGACAACAAUCUCUCCCUCGUGGAAUAUGAGUUGGUGAAUGUUGUCGAAGAAUGAUGAGAAGUUGUUAGGUUGGAAGUGGGAUUUAUUUCUAUUUUUUUGGGUUUGUGAAUUAAAAUUGUUAUUGCUUUGCAACUUUCACGAGUUUCAACUGCAAAUCAUCAUUAAAGAAGCAUUGCCUUUGUGUAUUCGUAGAAUAGCUUUUUGCUCCUGUUUUCCGUUUACCUUCCAAGUGCAGGUUUUUCUCUUGAUCAACCGGUAAUCUAAGCUUUACUAUUCUAAUUGUAUUUUUGAUAUACCCAAACACUUUUAUCAUGUAGCUUUUGUUACUUUA
Messenger RNA from Spinacia oleracea (spinach), 968 nucleotides. RefSeq lists its product as uncharacterized. Bases 242 to 691 code for a protein of 149 amino acids. The record is from RefSeq and is a predicted model, not a curated record. NCBI's taxonomy places the organism in Eukaryota, Viridiplantae, Streptophyta, Magnoliopsida, Caryophyllales, Amaranthaceae. The transcript is spliced from 2 exons.